Peromyscus californicus insignis is the source of this 7303-nucleotide messenger RNA. RefSeq names its product heme oxygenase 1. Gene Ontology annotation, biological process: heme catabolic process; heme oxidation; response to oxidative stress. The record is from RefSeq and is a predicted model, not a curated record. Bases 5405 to 6274 code for a protein of 289 amino acids. Lineage: Eukaryota; Metazoa; Chordata; Mammalia; Rodentia; Cricetidae. Gene Ontology annotation, molecular function: heme binding; heme oxygenase (decyclizing) activity. The transcript has 3 exons.
CACAAAUUGGGGCCAAACACUAAAGGAAUAGUGGAACUGAUCUCUAACUUCUAAACAAGAGAAAAAUAUGCAAUGAUCGCAAAAUUCAGAAGACUGACAUUAUGUGGACUAUGUUCGCUGAUCUAAUCUAAUCCAUCAAUAAAAGGGACCACCCGUUUGUGUGGGGGUGGUGUCAGUGUGCACAUGUGUGGACAUUUCCAGAGGCAGGUGUGGUGGUAUUGUGUUCCCCAAAAUAUUGUGCACCCUAAUAAAUUUAUCUGGGGUCAGAGAACAGAACAGCCACUAGAUACAGAGGCUAGAAAAUGGUGGCACACACACCUUUAAUCCUAGCAUUCCGAAGGCAGAGAUCCAUCCAGAUCUCUGUGAGUUCAAAGCCACACUGGAAACAGCCAGGCAUGGUGACUCACGCCUUUAAUCCCAGGAAGUGAUGGCAGAAAGCAGAAAGAUAUUUAAGGCAUGAGGAUGAGGAACUAGGCCUGGUUAAGCUUUUAGGCUUUUGAGUAGCAGUUCAGCUGAGAUUCAUUCUGGAUGAGCUGGCUUCCAGUCUGAGGAGACAGAAUCAGCUGAGGAAUUGGUGAGGUGAGGCUGUGGCUUGUGCUGCUUCUCUGAUCUUCCAGAAUUCACCUCAAUACUUGGCCUCAGGUUUGUUUUUAUUAAUAAGAACUUUUAAGAUUCAUGCUACAGGCCGGAGGUUGACAUUUAGGGAUUUCUGGAGGUCAGAAGUUGACAUAGGGUGUCUUUCCUCUGAGUUGGUCUGUAGAUCAGCGGAAUAUUGACCAAAAUUCUGGCAGGCUUUGUAGAAAUUUUAAGGAGACUCUAAAGUUUAUAUGGAAAUACAAACGUCUUAGACUAGCUAAAACAAUAUUGGAAAGGAAGCAUACAUUUAGGGUACCACUCUGCCUGGCUUGGGGUUUUCCAGGAGAACUAUAGUGUUCAAAGGAGCAUGAUAUGGUGUGAAGACAUUAAUGGAGCAGUGGAACUAAAUAAUGACCCAAAGUUAAGCAGUGUAUGCAAAUUUACAAAUUGUUGGUACCAAAGGAAUUCAUCAGGGGAAAGUGUAGUCUUUCAAUUGAUGGUGGCAGAGACACCACACAUCUUUAUACUUUUAAAAAGCUUAUCAACUGACUUAACCACUAACAGAAUUAAGCCAAUAUUGAAAUCUUUGGAGCAUUUGGGAGGCUGAGGUAGGAGGAAUUCGAGGCCAAUCUGGGCUACAUAUCAAAACUCUGUUUCAAAAUCCCAAUAGCUCAGUGUGAGCAUGCUUGCCUGGCAUGGGCCAAGCCCUGGGUUCAACUACUAGAACCACAAAACAAGUACUGAAAAUACCAUUUUCUGCCAAGGAAACUUGUAGCAGUUUAUACCAGCGAUUCAAGAGAUAAAUAAUCGGAACCUUAUGAAGUCAUUGAACUCGGAGCUCGUGGAUUCAGCUAGCAUGAAUGGCCAAUGAGUUUCAUGGAUCCAUCUCUCUCUAUACCCCAUCCUCCUCCUCCCCCCAACACGCCUGGGUGACAGGUACAUGCUGCCACACCUAGACUUUAAAGGAUGCUGGGGAACUGAACUCAUGCCUUCGUGCUUGUAUGGCAGGCAUGUUAUGAACUGAGCCAUCUUGCCAUCUCCCCAGUCCUUGUCUGUGUCGAUAUUCCUCAAAGAGUUUAAGUUAAUAAAAAUGGUCACAUUCCCACACACUAGCCAACUGAAACCCUCCAAAUAGCAUCCUUUAAGGAAGUUCUCAUUGGCCAUGUAAGAAAGAAAAGACAGAAGGAAAUUCAGAGAAUUAUCUGAUCCCCCAUACACAGAGCAAGCUAUGGCAAGGCCACUGGCUAGGACCACGGGGAGGGCCAUCACACCAGAAGCUACCAGAUCUCAGCUGUGUGCUAAUCUGGGCCCAUGAGGGUUCCUUGCUUCCCACCACCAACUUGAGGAGAAAACCAGAGGACAGGCUGCUCACACUGCCACCUCAAGGCCAGUCUGCAGAAAACAAGAGAGAAGAGAAUGAGACCCGAACAGAAAUGGAGUGAUGUGAACCUCUCUGGCUUGCAGAUCUCAGGGAGGCAGGGAACUUGCUGGCCCCCCCGGAACAGUAACCCACUUCCUGAUUCGUAAAAGGAGAGCAAUCAGAAUGAAUCUGUGAUUCUGGGUGAGAGGUGCUGGGAAGGCCAGGACAGAGGCGGACAGCAACAUCAGCAUCCUCCAUGAAGUUGGAGUAUGUAUUCCAAAGCAGCUUCCUCUAGACUUUCACCUCUCAGGGCAAGUGCCUAGAACAGUUUAUCACCACCAGAGGGCGCCAGAGAUCUCGCAACAGCUGUCAUUUAUUGGGGGGAAAAAAGCCUUGCUGAGGGCUACCCUGGGGAACUCUGGCUGCGGGGAUCCCAAGGCAGUGUCACCCUGUAGCCAACACACCACCGAAUGCCCUACCUUCGCCCUAGCUGCAAUACAGCUGGCUUCUGUUGUCCACUCAUGUGGGGUUCACUUUUUCUGAUCCCAAGACGUGAACUGGAAUAUUGAAGACUAACUGAAAUCACAUUCAUGUCCCAGUUAGCUCCACCCUCUGAGGCUAAGGAGAAAGUGGACAGUGCCAAUCUCUCUCUUUCUUCAUGAAAUGGGAGCAAUGGUAAUGGCGGUCUAUGUUGCACCCACAGCAGCUCACUGAGAGAUCCACAGCACCUGCCUCUGAUGUAUUUGAAGAUGAGGCUCAGAGAUCUUCCACCUUAUUCUCUGUGUGUAGUGUAUCCACCACUCUCCACCUCACUCCUUUCAGACAGGGUCUCUCACAGAACCUGGAUGUUGCUGGUUUUCUAGUGAGGCUGGCCAGCUAGCAACUCCCAGUGGUCCUUUCGCUCUUUGUACGCUGCCACUAACACUGCAGUUACAGACACAUAUGGCCACACCCAGCUUUUCCAUCAGUCUGGGAACCUGAACACAGGACCUCAUGCUGGCUCAUGAAAGCUCUUCUCUACUCACUGAACCAAUCUCCCCAGACCCAUUUUAUCUUUUGAAAACCAGUUUCUUACUGAACUUGAAGCUUGCUGAUUUGUCUGGACUGGUUGGCCAGCAAGCCCCACUUAUCCUCCAGUCUCCCCUUCUCCAGCCCUGGGAUUAGAGACACGCACCACCAUGCCUGGCCUCUAAGUCUGACUUUAUAUUUUUUUUUUAAUUGAUGUGGGUGCUAGGAAUCAAGCUCACUUCCUCAGCCUGGUUUGGCAACUUCAGUUCACCAACUGAGACAUGGAGAUGUUUUAAUAACCAGCAGAGAAAGGGCUAAUUCUCUUUACUGACAACGUGAACUGAUUGAAACGGGCACCCACUGGUCCUUCCGAAGCAGAACCCACUGCCUGCUCUGCUAACCCUCCCUGCUGAUACAAAGCAGUGCCACAUUGUUGCAGUUGGUUGUUUGCAUCAACGCUGAUGCCCAGGACAGGCUGGGACUCUCCCGGAGCUAACACAGCUGGUGGGACUAACAAGGUCUGAUCUGAAAUCACAGCUGAGCGGCUCCCAUGGAUGGGCUGUUGUUCAUUGAAGCUCUACUGAGCAAGGAAAGAUGAAUGAGCCUCCUAGCCAGAAACAAGGUCGUUCUGUUUCGUUUGCUCCAGUAGCAGAUGCAAGAAAGUGAUUUUUUCAUUCACAGGGGCUCCGAGGGUCUUUUCCCAGGGUCUGGCAGAACAGGGCUCAGUUUGCUGGGAUGCUAGCGUGAGUGAAUUCCUCAAGUCGGGAUUUAGAGAAUAGGACACACGAACAGAUAUCUGUCAGGAACCUUUGGAAAACGCCACAAAGUUAAGUAGAUUUUUUUUCCUCUAUGGACUUACUGAAGCUUUUAUUCGUGAAGGAGGUUUUUGUUUUGUUUUGUUUCCUCUGGAUAUGAGACACCGAGGUUUAGAAAAGUCUCCUGUAGGCUGGGAGAUAACUUGGUGUGGGGGUGAAACAUUUGCAUGCAUGAAGAUUUGAGUUUAGUCCUCAAGUCCACAUGAGAGGAAAAAAAACCAAAAAGCUGGGUAGCAGUAAGUGGUACAAUGGUACAUACCUAUAAUCCCAGCGCUGAGGAGGGAGGAAAAGCAAAUGCCUGACACUCACUAGCCAGCCUGUCUGGCACACUUGGUGAGCUCUGUACCACCAAGAGACUCAGUCUCAAAAAAUAAAGGAGAAGGUAUCUGAAGAACAACAGCUGAGGUUAACCUCUGACCUCCACAUUCACACACACAUACACACACACACACACACACACACACACACACACACACACACACAUCCAUACACAAUCUUUAUCUGAGAUAACCAACAAGGUCGCAGAGCCUCUUCCUGGUCCCCAUUUCUGAACAGCAUCCUGGAGCUGGGGUCUGGGACAUGUUCCUCUUCAGCUGAGUGGUCUCCAUCCCUGCCACGAUCAUUUCGGCUUAUCCACUUUGACGUGCCCAUCCUUCCUUCUGAAGUGCCUGCCCCUUCUAGUCCACUCAGCUCUUCCUGAGACCCUGUUCCUCUCUCAGGUGCGAAGUCUCAGCCCAUCAAAGAGGAAGAACCGUGUUUACCUCCUAUGAGCUGGGGAGGAAACGCCACGCCAGAGGGGGAGAAGCACCAAUAAUUCUGGAAGGAACCAUGUGGGAGGUCUCCUUACACAUAGCAGCAGAGGACGACGCUUCUUCUCAGAGGCAUAGAGACUUUCACAUGCCCUCAAAUUCCUCUCCAGUUGAACGUUCCCAGAAAGGCAAGUUCAUCUCUCCUGCUGCUGGGGCAUUACUUUUCUGGCAUUAGAACCUACUUCUUUGGGAUGCCAAUGAAUACUGAAGACCAGCUGAGGCAUCCAGCCUGGUGGAUUAAACAACUAUUGGGUUCCUGGCCUUUCCAGCAGGAGACAACCAUUGUUGGACUAGCUGGACCACAGACUGCUCUCACUAUGUAGCCCUGGCUGUCCUGGAAUGCACUAUGUAGACAAGGCUGGUCUUGAACUCACAGAGGUCCACCUUCCAAGUGCUGGGAUUAAAGACAUGUGCCACCACACCUGGCUAAGAAUGAAAAAAUUUUUAGUAAAAAGGGAGAAAAAUUAAGAUGGGUGGACUGAAAAAGAAAGCUGAAUCAUUUAAGCAAGUUACAAAGGUCUGAGCAAGUCCCACAAAGAAUGAGAGUUUAUGUAUAUGAAGUUAAAAUUUCUAAGGUCAAAGUGCAAUUCAUCAAUAUCAAACUUCUGCUUAAGUUAGUGGAGUUACUGUUCUGUUCUUCCUAGCAAUUAUGAGGAUUGACUUAAAGAACCAAAAUGUAUAUUUAAUCAAAGUUUUUAAAAAAGUGUUUGAGGGUCCUGUUUCCUCCAGAGUUUCCGCAGACAGCCAUUGAGUGGAGCCUGCCGGAGCGGAGCCAUCUGAAGCACAGCCCGGAGCCUAAAGCAGACAGAAUCAGCCUGAGCCAGCCCAGCCCGGUGAUGGAGCGCCCACAGCCAGACAGCAUGCCCAAGGAUCUGUCUGAGGCCUUGAAGGAGGCCACCAAGGAGGUGCACACCCAGGCAGAGAAUGCUGAGUUCAUGAGGAACUUUCAGAAGGGCCAGGUGACCAGGGAAGGCUUUAAGCUGGUGAUGGCCUCCUUGUACCACAUCUAUGUGGCCCUGGAGGAGGAGAUAGAACGCAAUAAGCAGAACCCAGUCUACGCCCCGCUCUACUUUCCUGAGGAGCUGCACCGAAGGACUGCCCUCGAGCAGGACAUGGCCUUUUGGUAUGGUCCCCACUGGCAGAAGACCAUCCCUUACACACCGGCCACACAGCACUAUGUGAGGCACCUACACGAGGUGGGGCGCACUCAUCCUGAGCUGCUGGUGGCCCACACAUACACCCGUUACCUGGGUGACCUCUCAGGGGGCCAGGUCCUGAAGAAGAUUGCGCAGAAGGCCCUGGACCUGCCCAGCUCUGGUGAAGGCCUGGCUUUUUUCACCUUCCCCAACAUUGACAGCCCUACCAAGUUCAAACAGCUCUACCGUGCUCGCAUGAAUACUCUGGAGAUGACACCUGAGGUCAAGCACAGGGUGACAGAGGAGGCUAAGACCGCAUUCCUGCUCAACAUCGAGCUGUUUGAAGAACUUCAGGUACUGCUGACACAGGACCACAAGGACCAGAGCCCCUCACAGAUGGAGUGGCUUCGCCAGCGGCCUGGUAGCCUGGUGCAAGACCCUACCCCUGCAGAGACACCCAGAGGGAAGCCUCAGAUCAGCACUAGCUCAUCCCAGGCACCACUCCUCCGAUGGGUCCUCACUCUUAGCUUUCUGAUGGCAACAGUGGCAGUGGCAAUUUAUGCCAUGUAAAUGCAAAUAUGCUGUGAACUCUGUCCAUGAAGGGCCUUCUCUCUGUUGGGGAGAAUCUUGCCUGGCUCUCUUCUCUGGGGCCUCUAAGAAGCUUUUGGGGCUCCUAGCCCCCACCCUGUAUCCUCUUUCUCUCUGCAAUGGAGGGAGACGCUUGACACAUUUUCCCCUCACCAAAAUCACAUCCAGCUAGUGGCCUGAACUUUGAAACCAGCAGCCCCAAUUCCUGCAGCAGAGCCCAAAAGCCGUGGCCUGAAGGGCAGCUGUUAUGAGCCCGGUGCCCUUGGUUGUCGGCGUCCAUGUUAACUGCCAUGACUGCUUUUCUCUGGUGUUAUGGCCACUUUGAUAGCAGUGUGUAGAGAUGUUCUCUUGUGUUUCUGUCUUAUCACUUCCCCAGUUCCACCUGAAUGGUGGUAUUUUGUUGUGUUGGUUUUUUUUUUCUAACGAAGUUGGGCUGUCUUUUGAGGGGUGGGUGAGGAAGAGGUAUUUAAUAGUUGUAACCUUGGUCUUCAACUUCUGUGUGAAAUAAUAAAUGACAUCUAACAGUCAAAAAAAAAAAAGUGUUUGAGAUUUUUUUCCUAAACUUAUCUAACUAUUAUAUAUCAAUUAAAAGUACCAGAAGCUGAUCUUCUGCACCUUAUAUAACUAUACAAGUCAGAGGAGCCAAAAAACCAGGACAAUGGUUUGCCUUUUGCCCACUGUAGUGGUUUGAAUGAAAAUGGCCUCCAUAGGCCCAUAGGAAUUGACACUAUUUGGAGGUGUGGCCUUGUUGGAGUAGAUAUGGCCUUGUUGGAGUAGGUGUGGCCUUGUUGAAGGAAGUGUGUCACUAUGGGGUGGGCUUUGAGGUCUCAGAUGUUCAAGUCAGGUCCAGUGUCAUGCUCAAUUCCUGCUCUCCACAGAUCCGGAUGUAAAACUCUCAGCUCCUUCUCAAGCACCAUGUCUGCCUGCAUGCCCCCAUGCUUCCCACUGUGACGAUAACAGAUUUAACCUCUGAAACUAUGAGCCAGACCCAAUAAAUGCUUUCCUUUAUAA